Lichtheimia ornata is the source of this 1515-nucleotide messenger RNA. RefSeq names its product glucose-6-phosphate dehydrogenase. Gene Ontology annotation, cellular component: cytosol. The transcript has 4 exons. The record is from RefSeq and is a predicted model, not a curated record. Gene Ontology annotation, molecular function: NADP binding; glucose-6-phosphate dehydrogenase activity. Bases 1 to 1515 code for a protein of 504 amino acids. Lineage: Eukaryota; Fungi; Mucoromycota; Mucoromycetes; Mucorales; Lichtheimiaceae. Gene Ontology annotation, biological process: glucose metabolic process; pentose-phosphate shunt, oxidative branch.
AUGUCAGCAACAGACAUUCAACAGCUUAAAGACCAAGUCCAUGAGAAUAUGCAAGGAGCUGUCACCAUUGUUGUACUUGGUGCAUCGGGUGAUCUUGCCGGCAAAAAGACAUAUCCUGCUAUCUUCAGCUUGCUUCGUAAUGGGUUAAUGCCCGAGAAUGUCCAUGUCACUGGUUAUGCACGCUCAAAGUUGGAUCGCGACGAGUAUGUAAAGCGUAUCACAGCUCAUUUAAAGGAUGCUAGCGAAGAAGACAAGAACAAGUUUUUGGAAGUGACCGAUUAUGUCAGUGGCCAAUAUGAUCAAGACGACUCGUGGAAAUCACUCAAUGAACACCUUGACAAGCUCGAGGAGAAGCGUGGAUUGAAGGAAGGUCGAAGGAAUCGCGUGUUUUACAUGGCAUUGCCACCCUCUGUCUUUGUCACUGUCGCCCGUGGUUUGCGUAAAUUCGUGUACACCGACAAAGGACAUAAUCGCAUCGUCGUUGAAAAGCCUUUCGGUAAAGAUUUGGAGAGUUCGACUGAGUUGGCCAAGGAUUUGGGCGAGUUGUUUAAAGAAGACGAGAUUUAUCGUAUCGACCAUUAUCUCGGCAAGGAAAUGGUCAAGAACAUUUUGCCGCUACGUUUUGCCAAUAUGAUACUGGAUCCAACCUUUUGCAACAAGACCGUUGACAAUGUUCAAAUCACUCUCAAAGAGCCCUUUGGCACUGAAGGACGCGGGGGUUACUUUGACGAAUAUAACAUCAUCCGUGACGUGAUGCAAAAUCACUUGCUUCAGGUGAUGUCUCUUAUUGCCAUGGACAAGCCUGCUGGUAAUGAUCCUGAAUCCACACGUGAUGCCAAGGUGAAGCUGCUGCGAAAAGUGAAACCCAUUGAUAUCAAGGAUACAUUGUUGGGCCAAUACGUGGCUAAUGGUGAUAAGCCCGGCUACAAGGAUGAUGAUACAGUGCCCAAUGACAGUGUUUCGCCUACGUUUGCUGCCCUUGUGUUGUAUGUGGAUAAUGACCGAUGGCGUGGUGUGCCGUUUAUUAUGAAGGCUGGAAAGGCUUUGGAUACAGCAAAGGUCGAUGUGCGGUUGCAGUUCCGAGAUGUUGAGGAAGGGUUAUUCAAGCAAGCUGCAAGGAACGAGCUCGUGUUACGUAUUCAACCUGGCGAGGCAAUUUACUACAAGCUCAAUAACAAGAGCCCUGGUUUGACCUACCGCCAAAUUGUCACUGAUCUUGAUCUUACAUACAAGGAUCGAUACAAGGAUAUGAGUAUCCCGGACGCAUACGAAACACUCAUCCUCGACGUGAUGCGUAGUGACCACUCCAACUUUGUUCGUGAUGAUGAGCUUGACGCUGCAUGGAGGAUCUUUACGCCACUGCUCCAUAAGAUUGAUCGAGAAAAGAUUCAACCCAAACCAUAUCCUUAUGGCAGCCGUGGUCCACAAGAAUUGGAUGACUUUGUGACACGCUAUGGUUUUAAGCGUGAUACCAAAGCACCUUAUGAAUGGCCUGUCCAAAGUGUUGGAAAGUAA